CACUCGACCCCCCCCCCUUGCGACGGCAUCUCCACCCUGGUUUUCUGAUUUUCGCUACCCCGGCGGAUCGAGGUUGACGGCUUCACUUCCGAGCCCCGCAGCAACUAGGCUCACCCUCGAGGCGUCCGUCCGACAAUCGUGGGCCGCCUUCGGGAUCCCCUUGCGCUGUGUGCUCCGCCGUGUGGAGCGUGCACGAAUUUAAUAGUUGUCAUCGAGCCGAUACUACCUAUACAAACACUCUUAUUGCCCUAAUCGGGCCAUAUUAUACCCGUGGUUGAGGCCUCAGCAGGUUCCCCAACACCGCCGACCUCCUUCGCUUCUCGAACUCUCCGUUUCCCCCAAUCCCUCCGUCUCGCACAUACCAAACUCUACGCCAACCACCUUCUCUGUCGUCACCGAAAACACUAUGUCGCGAUCUAACGCCCCCAAUGCGACGGGAUCCCGAAAGAUCUCAUUCAACGUCAGCGAGCAGUACGACAUUCAAGAUGUCGUCGGCGAAGGUGCCUAUGGUGUUGUCUGUUCGGCGAUACACAAGCCAUCCGGCCAGAAGGUUGCCAUCAAGAAGAUCACGCCGUUUGAUCAUUCCAUGUUCUGCCUGAGAACUCUGCGAGAGAUGAAGCUGCUCCGAUACUUCAAUCACGAGAACAUCAUAUCCAUCCUCGACAUACAAAAGCCCCGCAACUACGAGACCUUUAAUGAAGUGUACCUCAUCCAGGAGCUCAUGGAGACGGACAUGCACCGCGUGAUUCGUACGCAGGAUCUGUCGGACGACCAUUGCCAGUACUUUAUCUACCAGACGCUGCGAGCGCUCAAGGCCAUGCACUCGGCCAAUGUCUUGCACCGCGACUUGAAGCCCAGCAACCUGCUGCUGAAUGCUAACUGUGACCUGAAAGUCUGCGACUUCGGCCUCGCCCGAUCUGCCGCGUCCCAAGAGGACAACUCUGGCUUCAUGACCGAAUACGUUGCUACCCGUUGGUACCGCGCGCCCGAGAUCAUGUUGACAUUUAAGGAAUACACAAAAGCCAUUGAUGUCUGGUCUGUCGGCUGUAUCCUGGCCGAGAUGCUGAGCGGAAAGCCGCUGUUUCCCGGCAAGGACUAUCACCACCAGUUAACCCUGAUCCUGGACGUUCUCGGCACUCCGACGAUGGAGGAUUACUACGGGAUUAAGUCUCGCCGCGCUCGCGAAUACAUCCGUUCUCUCCCCUUUAAGAAGAAGGUUCCCUUCCGAACCCUCUUCCCUAAGACUUCCGACCUCGCCUUGGAUCUGCUGGAGAAGUUGCUGGCUUUCAACCCCGUGAAGCGCAUUACUGUGGAGGAGGCCUUGAAGCACCCGUACCUCGAACCAUACCACGACCCGGAGGACGAGCCAACGGCGACGCCGAUUCCGGAGGAGUUUUUCGACUUUGACAAGCACAAGGACAGCCUCAGCAAGGAGCAACUGAAGCAACUGAUCUAUGAGGAGAUCAUGCGGUAG
Molecule: messenger RNA, 1474 nt
Organism: Durotheca rogersii
Lineage: Eukaryota; Fungi; Ascomycota; Sordariomycetes; Xylariales; Xylariaceae
Product: mitogen-activated protein kinase
Exons: 4
Coding region: 407-1474 (355 amino acids)
Biological process (GO): intracellular signal transduction; protein phosphorylation
Cellular component (GO): cytoplasm; nucleus
Molecular function (GO): ATP binding; MAP kinase activity
Source: RefSeq, a predicted model, not a curated record